This is a messenger RNA of Salvia splendens (bonfire salvia), 1449 nucleotides long. Its product is annotated as fatty acyl-CoA reductase 3. The transcript is spliced from 10 exons. Gene Ontology annotation, cellular component: intracellular membrane-bounded organelle. Gene Ontology annotation, molecular function: alcohol-forming very long-chain fatty acyl-CoA reductase (NADP+) activity. The coding region runs from base 1 to 1449 and encodes 482 amino acids. Lineage: Eukaryota; Viridiplantae; Streptophyta; Magnoliopsida; Lamiales; Lamiaceae. The record is from RefSeq and is a predicted model, not a curated record. Gene Ontology annotation, biological process: long-chain fatty-acyl-CoA metabolic process; suberin biosynthetic process.
AUGGAAAUUCAGUUUCUUGAAAACAAAAGCAUUCUUCUCACUGGCGCCGCUGGCUUUCUUGCAAAGGUUGUGAUUGAGAAGAUAAUUAGGGUUGAACCAAAUGUGAAGAAGCUAUAUCUUCUCUUGAGAGCCGAAGAUUCCUCCUCGGCCUUACAUCGUUUUAAUACCGAGGUGAUGGAGAAGGAGUUGUUUAAGGUAGUGAGAGAGAAGUAUGGAGCAAAAUUGAAUUCAUUUAUGGAGGAAAAGGUGUGUGUGUUAUCCGGCGAUAUCACUUGUGAUUGGUUGGGAUUAAAAAUCUCAAUUUUGGAAGAGCUCUUUGAAAAGUUGGAUUUUGUCAUCAAUUUAGCAGCAACUACUGAUCUUGAUGAAAGAUAUGAUAUUGCGUUGCGAGUGAACACAAUUGGAGCUGCAAAUGUUUUGAGUUUUUCGAAAAAAUGCAGAAAAUUGAGGAUGCUUCUUCACGUAUCUACUGCAUAUGUGUGUAGAGAGAAUGAGGGUCUUAUUCUCGAGACACCAAUGAAUGAGAUAGAAGGAGUGGAUAUCGAAGAGGAAAAUCAAAUUAUCCAACAAAAUCUUCAACAAUUACAAGCUCAUGCAGCCUCACACAAUCAUAUUACAUCAGUUAUGAGAGAUUUAGGUCUCCAAAGGGCAAACAAGUAUGGGUGGCCAAAUACUUACACUUUCACAAAGGCAAUGGGAGAAAUGGUGCUGGGACUAUUCAAAGAAAACAUACCUCUUGUAAUAAUUCGACCAGCCAUGAUAACAAGCACCUUAAAACACCCCUUCCCCGGUUGGAUUGAAGGGGUUCGAACCAUUGAUUCCUUUGUCGUUGGAUUUGGGAUAGGCAGACUGACUUGCUAUCCAGGCGAUCCCCAAAAUAUAAUAGACAUUAUACCAGCAGACAUGGUAGCGAAUGCUAUGAUGGUAUCAAUGGCAUCACACGUGGACAAAACAACACACUUAAUUCUCCACGUGGGAUCUUCGUCAUCGAACCCAGCGCCAUAUCACAGGGUUCGAGACAACAUCGUACAUUUCUUUACAGAGCAACCAUGGCUCCGCAAAGAUGGCACGCCUGUCGUUGUCAGAAGUCCCACGCAGUUGCCUACUAGGGUUGCUGCCCGAAUAUACAUGGAACUCCUUUACUUUAUUCCCAUUCGGAUUUUAGGGAUUGUAAAUGCUGCAAGUUUUCGAUAUUUUGAUCGAAUCUAUCUCGACCUUUCUAAGAAGGCUAAUUUCUUGAUGCGGUUGGUCGAUCUAUUUAGCCCUUAUCUCUUCUUCAAUAGAAUAUUCGACGAUACGAGUGCCGAGAAAUUGAGAAACACGGCAAAGGAGAUGAGUGGCGAUAUUGAGAAUGAGAUAUUGAACUUCGAUCCGAGAAGUAUAAAUUGGGAUGAUUAUCUGAUGCAUACUCACAUUCCUGGCCUCGUCAAAUAUUCUUUCAGACGUUAA